This is a messenger RNA of Impatiens glandulifera, 1063 nucleotides long. Its product is annotated as short chain aldehyde dehydrogenase 1-like. Gene Ontology annotation, molecular function: oxidoreductase activity. Lineage: Eukaryota; Viridiplantae; Streptophyta; Magnoliopsida; Ericales; Balsaminaceae. Bases 397 to 990 code for a protein of 197 amino acids. The record is from RefSeq and is a predicted model, not a curated record. The transcript has a single exon.
UUAUACCAUUAUUUAUGUCUCCUCCCCUUCAUCAUUUCUAGCAACCAUACCAAGAGGCUGAAAUAAUGGAAGGCUCCUCAUUGGUUAAUCCUCUCCCAAGAAGGUACCCCUUUAAGACCAUAUUAUUAAUUUUCUUCUAUUUUUUUUUUAUCCUCAAACUUGAUUUUUGAUUCUUCUAAUUGACCACAACUUAGGCUAGAAGGGAAAGUUGCCCUAAUAACCGGUGGAGCUAGCGGUAUAGGGGCAUGCACAUCCCGAUUGUUCGUCAAGCAUGGUGCCAAGGUCAUUGUCGCAGAUAUUCAAGAUGAGCUCGGCCGAUCCCUUUGCGACGAAAUCGGAGACGAGGAUACGAUCUCUUUCGUCCACUGCGACGUCAGCAUCGAGGCUGACGUGGAAAUGGCGGUUGAUACAACCGUUUCAAAAUUUGGAAAACUUGACAUAAUGUUUAGCAAUGCGGGCAUCACAGGGAACAUGGAUUCUCAAAUUAGUUCGCACGAGAACGAAGAAUUGAGACGGGUUGUAGAUGUUAACCUAAUUGGUUCCAUUUGGACUGCCAAACAUGCAUCUAGGGUCAUGAUCCCGACCAAGAGCGGGGUUAUUCUAUUCACUUCGAGCGUUUGUUCGGUGACUUUUGGAGUUGUUAACCAUGCUUAUUCCGUAUCCAAACUAGGCAUAGUGGGAUUGACAAAAAACUUGUGUAUUGAAUUGGGAAAAGAUGGUAUUAGGGUUAAUUGCAUUUCUCCUUUUGGCGUGGCCAGCCCGAUGCUCCAAAGCACUCUCGAAAUGGAUAAGGAGAAGGUCGAAGAGUUUGUCAAAAAGAUUGCAAACUUGAGAGGACAAUCGGUUGAGGUUGAUGACGUGGCAAACGCGGCACUUUACCUAGGAAGCGAUGAAUCGAAGUAUGUAAGUGGAUUAAACCUAGUAAUUGAUGGAGGAUAUAGCUUAACAAAUGGAACUCUUUUAGCAGUUCUAAAGGAUCUAACUGGUUGAAUCUAGCUAUUAUUUAGAGCUUGUUUGUUAUGUGAUAUUCCGAUCUUAGCACAUUGGAGCUUGUUUGUUUGAU